Molecule: messenger RNA, 2307 nt
Organism: Brassica rapa (field mustard)
Lineage: Eukaryota; Viridiplantae; Streptophyta; Magnoliopsida; Brassicales; Brassicaceae
Product: nitrile-specifier protein 1
Biological process (GO): nitrile biosynthetic process
Cellular component (GO): nucleus; cytosol
Molecular function (GO): protein binding; enzyme regulator activity; carbohydrate binding
Source: RefSeq, a predicted model, not a curated record
AAGAAAAGAAAAAAAUAAUAAUUAAGAAUAGUUGAAAAAAAAUUAUUUGAACUUGGACUCAAUGGCCCAAAGAAAAAAAAGUGAGAAUUGAAUCUGAUUUUUUAAUAGACCCAAAUGGCCCAAGAAAGAUUUGAUGUGGGAUAGAUCCAAAAAUAAUGAUCCAAUAUAGAUUUUUAUUAAUAUUACUUAAUUGCCCUUAAUGAAACAUGCAAUGUUAUUGAAGGAAAUGACAGACUAAAGUAAUUAUUACAAUAGGAUACUGCUUUAAUAGUAUAGAUAUUCUGAUCAACUAUUUGCGGGAACGUCAACGGCUAGUCACAUGUAUUCAUUCAAUAUUUAAUUUCUCGUGUAUGGCGGGAUACAAAAUAUACGAAGAAAUAGGUCGACCUGAACUUCCUGUGGUUCUAUAAAUACCCAUACAACUUCCCAAUAUGAAUCACUGCACCAAUCAAUACUUUAUAAACAGGUAAGUUCUCUCAACAUCUCUCUCCCAUAUAUAUGAUUCUUUUUGUAUAUGACUUACCUAUAUUGGUAACUACAGGUUGUAAUAUUCGCAAGAUUGAUCAAGCGCAAGCAAAAGAGAUGGCCCAAAAGCUGGACGCAAAGGGUGGUAAGCAAGGAAAUGCAUGGGAUGAUGGCGUUCACGAAAAUGUUAGAAAAGUAUAUUUAGGGAAAGGCCCGGAUUGUAUAGCCUUCGUCAAGUUUGAGUAUGUUGAUGGUACUAACGUGGUUAUUGGAGAUGAACAUGGAGAAAAAACACAAGAAGUUGAGGAGUUUGUGGUUGAUGUCGACGACUACAUCGUUUACGUAGAAGCUUUCCGUGAGACAGCAACUCAAGAGACCAUUGUGGAUCUCAAGUUCGAGACUUGCAAAGGCAAAACCAAUAAGCACUUCACGACGAGUCCGGGGGUAAAGUUUGUUCUACAAGGUGGCAAAAUCGUUGGGUUUCACGGGCGUUCGACCAAUGUUCUACACGCCCUUGGAGCCUAUGUUUCUGACCCAAUAUCCACUUUUCAAUUGCAUGGAAAGUGGACAAAGGUGGAGCAAAAAGGAAAGGCCCCAGGGCUAAGAUGCUCACAUGCCAUAGCACAAGUAGGAAACAAGAUUUACUCCUUUGGUGGCGAGUUCACACCAAAUGUGCCUAUUGACAAAGACCUUUACGUCUUUGACCUCAAGACCGGGAAAUAGUCCAUUGCUCCAGCCACGGGAGACAUUCCACACCUCUCCUGCUUAGGCGUCCGAAUGGUGUCAGUUGGAACAAACCUUUAUGUCUUUGGUGGCCGAGACGCGGUCCGCAAAUACAACGCUUUCUACUCUUAUGACACGACCAAAAACGUGUGGAAACUGCUAACUCCUUUGGAAGAAGGACCCACUCCUCGUAGCUUCCACUCUAUGGCAGCCGAUGAUAAAAACGUUUAUGUUUUCGGUGGAGUGAGUUCUACGACGCGGGUCAAGACCCUGGACGUUUACAACAUCGCUGAUAAGAAGUGGAAGCCGUGUGCGACCCCAGGAGAAGCUUUUAGCAUAAGAGGAGGAUCCGGACUCGAAGUGGUGAAUGGGAAGGUUUGGGUGGUGUACGGAUUCAACAACUACGAAAUUGAUGAUAUUUAUUGCUACAAUCCUAUUGGGGACAAGUGGACACAAGUGGAAACAACCGGUGAGCAGCCUUCAGGGAGGAGUGUGUUCGCUAGUGCAGUUGUUGGAAAAUACAUUGUGAUUUUUGGAGGUGAGGUUGAUAUGGACCCAGAAGCUCACGUGGGUCCGGGACAAUUGAUGGAUGGGACUUUUGCGUUGGAUACAGAGACGUUGAAAUGGGAGAGGUUGGAUAAGCUAGGUGAAGAGAAGGAGGUGGAGGGGACAACGAGUGGGUCAUCGGGACUAUCAAUACAUAUUGGGAUCCCAAUCCUAAUAGAUGUAGAUGUUUCGAUCGGAAACCCUUUUGGGGGCCACAAGGAUAAAAAGAAAGAAGAGAAGCAGGUGACUCCAGAGAUCAGGGGAUGGACAGCUUCCACGAGUGCGACAAUUAAUGGUAAGAAAGGGCUCCUGAUGCAUGGUGGCAAAGCUCAGACCAAUGACCGUUUUGAUGAUCUCUACUUUUACGAAUUUCAAUAAGGGAGGUCAUGGUACCAUAUGAUCUUUCAUCAGCUUUCCGUUUUCUUUUUCUUAUUUUUUUUCUGUAUGUUUCAGUUGUGUGUGAUUCAAUAAGGGAAGGUCGUGAUAUGUAAGAUCCUUCAUUUGCUUUCCGCUUUCUUUUUCUGUAUGUUUGUAAUGUUUCCUUUUUAAUGAAUAAAUUGCCCGUUUUCUGGA